UCUCUGUGCGUCUAGAGCCACAGAGCCACGAGAGCCACGUCAGAGAUCAACUAUAUAACAAAAAAAAAAAAAAACAUACAUAACUAACAGAAAACACUUGGGAAAGAUGCGGAACACUUCCACGCUACUGAUUGCUUCCAUUCUCGUUGCAUUGUGUUUGCCUGCAUUGGCCAAAUUUACCACACAGGACGUAAAAUGCCAUGUGUGCAAAGCGGUGGUCAGCGAAAUAGAAGAGGAGGUGGCCAAAGUAGAUCCCAAAAAGAAAAUCGAUGUCAGUGGCUUCCGUUUGGAUGCCAAUGGCAAUUCGGUGGGCAAAAGUGUUCCCAUGGCCAAGUCGGAAUUGUUCCUGAGUGAGGUGCUGGAAAAGGUGUGUGACAAAAUGGAUGACUACUUACGGGCCACAUACAAAAAGACUGGUAAAUUCACUCUACUGAAAAUCAUGAUCGAUGGUAAAAUGAAUCCGGAAUCCAGUGAGGUUGAUUUUGUUCAAGAUGAUGAUCUGAACAAAAGCCUUGGUCACUAUUGCCUUGAAUUUAUUGAAAAUUACGAAGACAUUGUAAUGAAAUAUUUCAAAGAGGAAACAUUAAAUGAACAUUUGGACAUCAAAAUCUGUUCAGAGGAAUCUGAAUACUGUAACGAUGCACCCAUCCAGGAAGACUAUGAGUUCGACGACAAGGAUGAACUUUGAUUUCGACAUAGGCUGGACGUACUUUCUUUAGUUUGAUAUUAUAAUUUAUUUUUCUAAUGUUAGAAACUAUUUUUUAUUGUAAAAUUGUAGAUAGCAAUAUAUUUUGUUAUGAACUGAUUAUUUUUUUAUAAUUAUAAUGAAUUCUACAAAAGCUCCAAUGAAGCUCUAAAACAAAUGCCUUUAAAAAAAUAAAGAAAUAUCUAUUUUUUCUAGA
Musca domestica (house fly) is the source of this 902-nucleotide messenger RNA. RefSeq names its product protein seele (gene sel). The transcript is spliced from 3 exons. The coding region runs from base 107 to 688 and encodes 193 amino acids. NCBI's taxonomy places the organism in Eukaryota, Metazoa, Arthropoda, Insecta, Diptera, Muscidae. Gene Ontology annotation, cellular component: endoplasmic reticulum. The record is from RefSeq and is a predicted model, not a curated record.